Messenger RNA from Lagopus muta (rock ptarmigan), 4064 nucleotides. RefSeq names its product family with sequence similarity 168 member B (gene FAM168B). Lineage: Eukaryota; Metazoa; Chordata; Aves; Galliformes; Phasianidae. The record is from RefSeq and is a predicted model, not a curated record. The transcript is spliced from 9 exons. The coding region runs from base 393 to 980 and encodes 195 amino acids.
CUGGCUGCAUCUCUCUUAGGCCUCACUGAAGGGCUGACUGCCCCUGGGGAAGGAUCUCUUUCUGGAGAGCCCUCCUUGGUGAAGCAUUCCCUUGCAAACCUGGAAUCUUCUGGUACAGGCUUAUUUCUUGCUUCCUUGUCAUUCAGAGACGCAGUGUGAUCAAAGGGUCCUCUUCCCUUCUACUCACAUGGACUGCAAGGAGAUUGUGCAUCUUGAGGUGCAGAAGAGGAAGUGACUCAAGUACCAGGUAUCAGCACUUAGUGAGAAAGUCUGCUUUCAUAGCGAGCCUGCUCUUGUGCCAUCAGAGCCUGCUUGUGGUGACAGACUGACACCUGCACUCACAGCAGCUGUAAACACACGCAGAGAAUCAGAAGGCUGAAGUUACUGAAAUCAUGAAUCCUGUGUAUAGCCCUGGAUCUUCUGGGGUUCCCUAUGCAAAUGCCAAAGGAAUUGGUUAUCCAGCUGGCUUCCCAAUGGGCUAUGCAGCGGCUGCUCCUGCCUAUUCCCCUAAUAUGUAUCCUGGAGCAAAUCCUACCUUCCAAACAGGUUAUACACCAGGCACUCCUUAUAAAGUGUCUUGUUCACCCACUAGUGGUGCAGUCCCGCCGUAUUCCUCAUCACCAAAUCCCUACCAGACUGCUGUGUAUCCAGUCCGAAGUGCCUAUCCACAGCAGAAUCCAUAUGCACAGCAAGGCACUUACUACACACAGCCUUUAUAUGCAGCACCACCCCACGUAAUUCACCACACCACAGUUGUGCAGCCUAAUGGCAUGCCAGCAACCAUGUACCCUGCUCCUAUUCCACCACCAAGAGGAAACGGUGUGACCAUGGGGAUGGUGGCUGGGACUACUAUGGCAAUGUCAGCAGGAACUUUGUUGACAACUCAUUCCCCAACUCCAGUAGCCCCUCAUCCAGUUACUAUGCCCACAUAUCGGGCUCCAGGAACACCAACCUAUAGUUAUGUGCCCCCGCAGUGGUGAUCAUCCUGGCAGUCAGUGUUUGAAGAUGGGAGAUAUGCAAUCAAGAAAUUGAGGUUUAAAAGUUGGUGCUGAAGCCCUCAUGCCUCCAACCAGGACUCUUCUUCUGAAUGCUUUCAACACUUGGCUAAACACUACUAAUUCCUGAUCACUGAAGAUUUUCCAGUGCUGCAUAUCUUACAUCUUGGAACUCCAGCAGUUAGUCUUAAAGCAAAUCCUGUUUUGUGGACUGUCUUGCAAUUUUUUAGCUAAUUAUAAUGAUAAAAAGGGAGUAUAAAUUUAUUCUGAUCCAUAUCUAGUUGAAUGCAUGUUAAAACACAAAAACAAAGCUUGCUCAAUCUACCUGCAGUGACUGAUGCAAAAACCAUCAUAUGCAAAUCCAAAGGAACCGAGAAGUAUUUUACAACUUGUAUCACUAAUGCACUGUUGUAAUGUAUGCAGGGUCUUAAAAGGUAGAAUCAUGAAAGUGAGUUUCUUUGUAGACUACCGUGAGAUACAGUAGAUAAGAGCUUCAACCUUUUUUGGGUUGAUGGGAUUGCCAGUUUAAAAGGGGCACUUUUUUUGUUAAUUUAAGUGAUGUAUUCUGUUCAAAUUCAAGUACUAAAUUGGAGUGACUGGAAAAUGAGGCAGAAAAGCUGUAGGAAUCCCGCACGCCAUUAGUUUACUUCAUACCUUUACAUUUUUGUUACAUGGAUUCAGUGUUAUAGAGCUGUUCUCAAGGGUUAGAAUGAAAUGACAAAGGUAAUGCUGUGUGUGCGAGUAAAUAAAGCAAGCUUCCUUGAGGCAAAACUUGGCGUUAGGAAUAGUAGGAGGCGACCUGUGUAAUGAAUUGCAUGCCCUGGGGAGAUACAUAUCCAGUACUACCUUUCAUACGAUGCAAGAUGUGUCAAAGUGAGACUGCCACACAGGCUGAUAGAAUAACACUUUCCUUCAGAUCUCCGUUGGAGAGAUCACUGUUGUUUUUCCUAAAGAAUGUUGUAGUCAGUUGCAAGCUUAGGUGCAGUUGACCCAGCGUGCUUUCCUGAUGUUUAAGAAGUAUUAGGGCUUUCUGUGGCAGAUGGGGAGAUCAGCUGCGUGCCAUCCUGAGGAAAGCUGCUGUGCCUGACGAGUCUGUUAAAGGGGAACAAAUCAUUCUAACACAAUUUCCUUGUUAGCUACUCGCAGUAUGGACUACAGAUAUGCUGUAGAGGGCUGCCAGAAUAUAGAGGUUUCGGAUAGUUUGGUUGUUUCAUUUUUUUUUCCUGAAAAUAUUUGUAAUUGAAGUGAGAGCCAUUCGGUGGUUGCAGCGUUUUGAUGUAUUUUUGUAGCUUUUUUUUUUUUUUUUUUUAACUUCCUAAGUUGCACUUGGAAGCACGUACAAAUAAGACUGACUGCAGAUCAGCAUUUCAUUGCAAUGAGUCAUUUCUGGUAUUCUUUCUUGCAACUUCAGUUUUUAAAACAGUACCUCAAAGCAAAUGCAGUGGUGAUAAAGGGCUAGCCUUAGAACCCAUUUCUGUACCAAAAUUCUCACCAGGAAGAUUUUAAAUUUUCAAAGUAAAAUGUUGCACAUGAAAUCAAGGUUUUUCUUAGACCUGCUUACUUACAGUGUCAGAAAAAUGCAACUUUUUUUUUGUUUUUUUUUAAUAUACAUUCUGCCUGCAAUAAAUUAUGCAGUAAAUGAUAAUAAAAUGUUGUUCCCUUUUAAGCCUUUACAGAGAGGUGUAUCAGGCUGUAUCGUUCUCGUAGUCUAAUUUCCAUUCAGAAGUGAUAAUUUUUUUUCUCUAAUUCUCUAUCUAAUUAAUGUUUUUCUGGGGUGUUCUGCUCCUCUGUAGGUUUGGCAGCUACCUUGGGGUGGCUUCAGAGCUGAUGUGAUGCUGCCAUUCCAGUACUCUGCCCUGGUGGGAUCCUUGUGAACUGGGGUUGGAGCCUUCAGUAACUUUAUUUUUUACAGUAAGCACUCUCUGUAAUUUUUUUUUACUACGUUUUUUUAAAUAAAGUUUAGGAUGAUUUUUCAGGAAUCACUGUCAGAGGACAGACAGCCCCUUUAGUUUUAAUGCCUUGAAUAUUAAUGAUGUUGGAAUAAGUACUUUAAACCUUACUCAUGAGCACUUACUGCAGCUUAGGGAUUUCCAUAUGUUUCCGUAUGGAGCAGAAAAUUACCCCAGACAAACCAUUUUGAAUCUGUGCUGCCUUGGGUCAGGUCUGUUCAACGAUUCCUUUGGUGUAGCAGGUUUGAGUAGCCAGGUGUGCUGGGUGGUACAGCGAAUGUGAAUCCAGGCCACUUGUUCAGUUUGCAAGUAGUGUGACAUUUUGGUUGUCUUAGCAUGAUUUUAACGAGAGUUCAGGUGUGAACCAGUGCUAUGCUGAGGAGAAGCUGUACAGAACAGGCUCAGAGCUUCGCUGUCUCCCGUCUCAUCACCCUAUAGACUAAAGCUUUGUGAAUCAUAGGAGUUAAAUUCGGUGAAUGCUGCAUUAGAAAAGUGGUUGAGGAAUGAACAUAACAUCCUGCUUCUUUGCUCUCAAUUCAGAUUCCUAAAUGCCAUCUUGGAAUUGGUCCCUGUAACGUUCUGUAACUUUUAGGCAGUCACGCUUGAGCACUUUUUUUUUUUUUCUCCUAAGUUGCAUUAUGGGAUUCAUCCACGAGGGGGAAACUACCUUUUUUUCCUUAUAAAAAAUAAAAAAUAAGAGGUACCACACCUUCCAGUUGUGAUGAGCUGUGAUGUACUGGGAGGGUGGAGCACAUCUCCAGCAGUUUGAUAUGGGAAGUUACCAAAAGCACAGUGCGGAGGGGACAGGAGGGGAGUGUGUGUGUGUAUAUAACUAUCUUAAUGGUAUUUUGUUGCAAAUAGUAGAAAGCAUGGAUACAAAACAGCAGAGGGGGAAGCUGUACAUCGUUCAAUAGGCGUUUACACAGUGAGGGUCUUACGAAAUGUUCUCUCCUGCUUUUUAUAUAACAUUCCCUAUUUAGAAUUCCUUUAUAAAUGAAUGCGCAGUAUGUUUGCACGAGAGCUCUUUGACAAUGAGAAGAGCUCGUGCUGUAGAGACAUUUCAGAUCAAGCUUCUCUUUAAAAAAAAAAAAAGAAAAAAAAGAAAAAAAAAAAAAGAAAA